Molecule: messenger RNA, 966 nt
Organism: Epithele typhae
Lineage: Eukaryota; Fungi; Basidiomycota; Agaricomycetes; Polyporales; Epitheliaceae
Product: NAD(P)-binding protein
Exons: 7
Coding region: 1-966 (321 amino acids)
Source: RefSeq, a predicted model, not a curated record
AUGCUCUCCGGAAUCAAGUACUGGCGCGCGGGCUUGCUCGAUCAAAUGAAUCCGCCGAAGCCCACUUUCGGUGUGGACCAGAUCCCUGACCUCUCGGGCCACGUGGCGAUCGUCACUGGCGGCGGCGCUGGGAUUGGCUACGAGACAUCCAAGGCACUGCUCCAACACCACGCGAAGGUGUACCUUUGCACGCGCGACCAGGGCAAAGCGGAGCGCGCGAUCGUGCGGCUGAAGGCGGAGGUCGGCAAGGACUGUCAAGUUAUUUUCGUGCAGCUCGACCUCGCGAACCUCAAGAGUGUGAAGCGGGCUGCGACCGAGCUCGCGGCGAGGGAGCAUGAGGUGCACAUCUUGAUCAACAACGCCGGUGUGAUGUGGUCUGCGCUCGACGCGCUCACCGACGACGGCUACGAUAUGCAGUUCGGGACGAACGUGAUCGGUCACUUCCUCUUCACGGAGCUGCUCAUGCCUGUGCUUCUUGCUGGCGCACGAGCUUCUCCCGAUGGGCACACUAGGGUCGUCACGGUGAGCUCCCUCGCGGCAUACAACACGGGGGAGGUGUGGUACGACGCCCUCCGCGACGGACCCACGAGACGGAAAUUGGGGACGGAGAAGUUGUACGACCAGAGCAAGUUCGCCAACGCGGUUGUCGCCCGGCAAAUCGCGCAGCGCUACGGAGAGCAAGGGAUCGUAUCGAUCUCGCUCAAUCCCGGGGCAAUCAAGACUGACCUUCAACGCACCAUGAAUCCCAUCGCUAGACGCAUUGUCCAAGCCGCUUUAUUCCCUCCGACCAUGGGCGCAUUGACGUCACUCUUCGCGGCGACUAUGCCUGAAGCGCUCAACUACAACGGCGAGUUCAUGGUUCCUUGGGCGCGGCUGGGAAAGUGUCGACAAGAAAUGUACGACGACUCUUUGGGGCAGAAGCUUUGGGAGCGGCUCGAGGACGAGACGAAGACGUUUCGAGACUGA